Molecule: messenger RNA, 4035 nt
Organism: Camelus dromedarius (Arabian camel)
Lineage: Eukaryota; Metazoa; Chordata; Mammalia; Artiodactyla; Camelidae
Gene: CCNE2
Product: cyclin E2
Exons: 14
Coding region: 1414-2631 (405 amino acids)
Biological process (GO): regulation of cyclin-dependent protein serine/threonine kinase activity; G1/S transition of mitotic cell cycle
Cellular component (GO): cytoplasm; nucleus; cyclin E2-CDK2 complex
Molecular function (GO): cyclin-dependent protein serine/threonine kinase regulator activity
Source: RefSeq, a predicted model, not a curated record
AUUAAAGCGUUGCCCUCAGUCCCGCUCCUGCAAACAUCAGGUGCCACCUCCAGCUGCUGCUGGUGACAGGCACUCAGGUUCCUCUCCUGAGAUGCUCAUGCAACCAGUGGUGAUGGAUGUUCAGGGUUUGGCCACGCAUAGGCAUAUUUAGCUGAAUUCGAAACUGCAUAUAUUUGAAGAUUUAUAAAAUGUUUUCUUAGAAAUAAGAUUACUAGAGUAUUUACAUUCUAUAUCUAUCCCACUGUUUCAUUUAGUGUUUUGUUAUUUAAAUAAGCUAUAUACUAUUUGUCUUAAUGAGUGUUUCUCUAUAGAAAUAUUAAUACAUUUGACUAUUGUGUGCUGCCUUAGACCCUGCCGGGGCUGUUACAUCACAUAUGGUAUGUGUACAUGCUACCUUUAAGAAAUCUGAAAAAUUCUGAAUUUCAGAACUCACCAGGCCCCAAGGAUUUUGGAUUACGGAUUGUGGAACUUCUUUUAGUCAAAAAGCAAACAAUGCACUUGUAAGAAAUCAUCCCGUUGUUCCAGGUUAAGAUCCUUUCUCAACAAUUUCUAAUGCCCGUCACACUCAAUUGGGCAGGUUUCUAACCAUGGGCAGCUGCUCUGUCUUUCCCUCAUGGGAUGAAGGCCUCUGCUAUAUUCUGGCACUAAUACAAAACAAAAUUCACUUUUUGCGUAGUAAAACUGCAAAGUGUAAUCGUCUUUGCUGGUAAUACUGCUAGACUGUUUCACCCUCUAAUAAGGGGCCUUUACAGGAUUACACAAAGCAUGAAUUAGUUUUUCCUCAAUAAUCCAGCAUUGUCAUUGUGAGGAUCAGUUGUUCGCUGUGAAAACAGGGCCUGGCCACAGACCACCUGGCUCCCUGACAAUCUGUGUUUGCGUUUGAGUCUUCCGUGCACCCCUGGGCUCACCGCCCCCGACCCCCGCCGGCUGUUCUUGGGGUGCCUGCCACAGCAUCAUCGCUGGAGAAGCUUGUUUGGGUUUUCUAAAAUAAGAAUAAAUGGCCCGGUGGGAGCUUGAACUUCAGACAUCCAUUUUGACUAGCCAGAGGCCCUCUCCCUCCGUCACAGCUGGGUUACUGAUAACUCCGGUGCCAGAUUUGACUCCUAAAACAAGAGUGAUGCGCAAGGCCAAACAAUGGAGCCUCUCCUCUCUAAGGCCUAGUGAAAUUACUCCUUCAAGACCAGGGCAAGAUUCUGCUGAGUUCUGUGCAGAGUGUACCCUUGGGUAGCUGGAGGGUCUUCACCACGGACAUCAGACAAAGAAAAACAAAAGUGAACUCAGUUACACUUGUUCAAAAACAGUAAAUAAAUAAAGAGAGGAAACCUACGCUCAGAAGGAUUCGGUAACUUGCAGUAGAGCAGGAUCAAAACCUCGGUCCUUCUGAAGGAGAUUUCACACACCUGAAAGAAGAGAAUGUCAAGACGCAGUAGCCGUUUACAAGCUAAACAGCAGCCCCAGCCCAGCCAGACGGAUUCCCCCCAAGAAGCCCAGAUAAUUCAGGCCAAGAAGAGAAAAACAGCCCAGGAUGUCAGAAAAAGAAAAGAGGAGAAGGUCACCAAGAAACAUCAGUAUGAAAUUAGGAAUUGUUGGCCACCUGUAUUAUCUGGGGGGAUUAGUCCUUGCAUUAUCAUUGAAACACCCCACAAAGAACUAGGAACAAGUGACUUCUCCAGAUUUACAAAUUACAGAUUUAAAAAUCUUUUUAUUAAUCCUUCACCUCUGCCUGAUUUAAGCUGGGGAUGUUCAAAGGAUGUUUGGCUAAACAUGUUAAAUAAAGAGACCAGAUAUGUUCAUGACAAACAUUUUGAAGUUCUGCAUUCUGACUUGGAACCACAGAUGAGGUCAAUACUUCUAGACUGGCUUUUAGAGGUAUGUGAAGUAUACACACUUCAUAGGGAAACGUUUUAUCUUGCUCAAGACUUUUUUGAUAGAUUCAUGUUGACCCAAAAGGAUAUAAAUAAAAAUAUGCUUCAACUCAUUGGAAUUACCUCAUUAUUCAUUGCUUCCAAACUUGAGGAAAUCUAUGCUCCUAAGCUCCAAGAGUUUGCUUAUGUCACUGAUGGAGCUUGCAGUGAAGAGGAUAUCUUAAGGAUGGAACUCAUUAUUUUAAAGGCUUUAAAAUGGGAACUCGGUCCUGUAACAGUCAUCUCCUGGCUAAACCUCUUCCUCCAAGUUGAUGCUCUUAAAGAUGCUCCUAAAGUUCUUCUACCUCAGUAUUCUCAGGAAAAGUUCAUUCAGAUAGCUCAGCUUUUAGAUCUGUGUAUUCUAGCCAUCGAUUCAUUAGAGUUCCAGUACAGAAUACUGGCUGCUGCUGCCUUGUGCCAUUUUACCUCUAUUGAAGUGGUUAAGAAAGCCUCAGGUUUGGAGUGGGACAGCAUUUCUGAAUGUGUAGAAUGGAUGGAGCCUUUUGUCAGCGUAGUAAAAAGUACUAGCCCAGUGAAGCUAAAGAUUUUUAAGAAGAUUUCUAUGGAAGACAGACACAAUAUACAGACACACACAAAUUACCUGACUAUGCUGGAUGAAGUAAAUUAUGUGAACACCUUCAGAAAGGGGGGACAGUUGUCACCAGUGUGCAAUGGAGGUAUUAUGACACCACCGAAGAGCACUGAAAAGCCACCAGGAAAACACUAAAGGAGCAAGUAAUAAGCACACAAGUGGGAACUGAUGAAGUAAUGUACAGAAUUUCAUAGAACUGAACUACUUAAGUUUUACAGGAAAACAGUGCCGUGACUGUCCUAGCCAAUUCAGAAGUGUCACUGCCAUUCUUUGAUUUUAAAACCACUUAAAAUUGGCACCAAGGAAGAAAUUCAUUUAAUUCUUAUGUCAGCUGUUUAAAGAGACAGCAGGACUUGUUUACAAGGGCGACUUCAUUCCCAAUGUUGACUGGACAGAAGCCAGCCGUGAUCCACGCCGUAACCAUUUUUUUGACCCAGUGUUACUUUACUGUGUUUAUCUUAAUAAACUAGGAAUUUUAUUAUUGGAGUUUUCGACUAGCUAAGUGCUACCUUAAAGGGUACAUUAAGUGAUACAGUACUUUGAAUCUAGUUUUUAGAUUCUCAAAAUUUAUAAACUCUUGAUAGUGCAAUUUGGUUCUUGAAAAUAAAAUUUAAACUUGUUUACAAAGGUUUAGUUUUGUAAUAAGGUGACUAAUUUACCUAUAGGUGCUGUAGCAAGCUAUUAUGAAACUUGAAUUUUUUAAAAUGGUGAACUUUAAUCUGCCUGACUAGUUUCUUUGCCUUGCCAUAACAUGUUUAACCAGUAAGGCUUAGAUGAACAUGGUGUUUUAAACUGUGCUCUGAACAGUGGGAGUGCCAAAGAAAUUAUAAACAAGGUAAAUGCUGGGGCUCCUACUUGGGGCUUUGACAUAUAGGUUGCUUUAUAAUAACUUUUCUGUACAUCACAAUUUGGGUGAAAAACUUAAGUACCCUUUCAAACUAUUUAUAUGAGAAAGUCACUUUAUUACUCUAAAAAAAAAUCCUUAGGGUUAUCUUAAUUUAGUGUGACCAAGGCUUUAUUUAUGUUUGCAAAACUGUUAAGGUCCUUUUAAAAUUCCUACAUUAUGAGUUAAGGACAGUGUCAAAGUGAUGAAGCUUAACACUUGACCUAAACUUCUAUUUUCUCAAGGUAGGAAAGUAGUAAAUGUACACUGACUCCUAGAAAUCUAUUUAUUAAAAAAGGAAAAAAAACCUUGACCUAGAAACUUGCUGUAUAUAGUUAGCUACUGCUACAUACAUGUUUUAGUUUUUUAAGAAUGAAAUUUCAGCCUCAAAAGUGGAUUUAAUUAGAAAAAUUAUACUAGAUCAGUAGUUUAUUCUGUUACUGGACAUGUGAAUCUCUUCCUUUGAAGAAAUUAUAAAUUUAAGCUAUUGUUUUGGUAUGAAGUCUUCUGUAUAGUUUUUGUUUUUAAACUAAUGUUUCAGUAUUUUAUCUGAAAAGAAAACACCACUAAAUAUGUAUAUAUGUAUUAUAUAAACUUAAUCUUUUAAUACUGUUUAUUUUUAGCCCAUUGUUUAAAAAAUAAAAGUUAAAUUUUAA